Molecule: messenger RNA, 1167 nt
Organism: Aureobasidium vineae
Lineage: Eukaryota; Fungi; Ascomycota; Dothideomycetes; Dothideales; Saccotheciaceae
Source: the annotation of a GenBank genome assembly
AAAAUGGUGCCUCGUCUGAGGCAACGCGUUUGUCUGGAAAGUUUAAGAAGAGAGCUCCAGCUCGUCGCCGUCUCUACACCUCCUCCGCCGCCCUCGCUCGCUGUCAAGGACUCUUGGAAAGGGACUUUUCGUGUCGAGACAGACGACAAUUGCGACUUUGCGACUACUGGUUGCCAGACUGCUAGUGUAGGAGAUAAAAUCCCGGGCUUCAGGACCUCUGCUGGUAUGCAUAAAGCUCAAUCUACCCGAGGCUGUUGUACUUGUACCUGUGCAACGUCUCGGGCUUCUCAAUUGUGCUUGGUUCUGAUGUUUUGUGGUUGGUANGUGUUUUUCACGUCUCUUCGAAGCAAUCUCCACUUGGGCGCAUCGCCCCCACCUUCGCCAAUGUCGACACCNCCGAGUAUGAGCGCAAGCGCCUCGCUGAUCGGCCCACCCUCUCCUCUACAGAACGCAGUCGACGAUGGCUCCGAAGUGCCUGAAGGGCCUCUUUCAGGGAUUCCAGAUCUCAAAACAUAUGUCGCAGAGACAGAAGAGGAGAAAUUGGCUGCCUUGAAGCUGGUUGCCGAUGGAGUCGCACAGAUGCGCCAGACAGCCAAUCGCAUCCUGAUGUUCCACCCUUUGAACUUGGCUGUCUUCAUUGCCUUUUUGGCCUUCGUUGUCCAGUACCUCUACAAGACCCGUGGCGAUUAUGGCGUUGUGCUCACCACAUCUUCUGGACUUAUAAUGGCUGCCAUGGUCACCGUCCGUCGCUACACCAACCCGUACAUCGCCAUCGCAGAAGAAACCCACAUCAGCAUGGUGGAAGACGCCGAUGUUUUGGUGACAAAGUUUGGCGAUGAGGUGAUUGGGACAGUCAUCGUGGGUUGGACAGACGCAGACACAAAGGGCAAGAAACGCAAGUCGAGAGCCGAGAUCAAGGGCUGGGCAGUAAGACUACGAUACCGCGGCAAGGGCGAGGGCGUGGCCCUGCUUCAAGAAGCCGUCAACUUGGCCAAGAAGGAGGAUGCUGACAGCAUCUCAUUUGCGCCCGACCACGCAAAUUCCAAGCGCGUUCUUUGGGACUUUUACAACGGACCCUUCAACAAGAGAGAGAGGAAGGCAGAAGCAAAACUGCAAGCUCUGUGGGACAACAACGCGAAAAGCAAAUCCAAGUCGAAGAGAAGAUGA